Molecule: messenger RNA, 4922 nt
Organism: Pocillopora meandrina
Lineage: Eukaryota; Metazoa; Cnidaria; Anthozoa; Scleractinia; Pocilloporidae
Source: the annotation of a GenBank genome assembly
CACACGCAAAAGCUAAACAGGACAGCUCGCGCGAGUUAGUGAUAACUUAUGCGUCUUGUAUACAAAGCAAGAACUAUGGCUCAGCUAAGUUCAAAGCAAAUCAUCACUUUCUCCAUCGACGGUAUCCUAAGCUCUGGCAACGAAGAGGAAAAUCUUCGAAGAAGCUCGGUGGAUUAUCGAGAAGACAUCAUCAAAACGGAAACAUUUCCAUCUGCUGAGAAAUCAACAGUACAUGUCGAAAUCAACGCGGCGAGAACGAACAACAAUAGCCCUGAUUAUAAGUUGGAUAAACACUGUGGUGAGUAUGAAAAUUUUGUUUUCGUGGGAUAUAUUUUUUCUGAGGGUUCAAUGUAUUUCCGCAUCGUAUCUUGGAAGAGCCACAACGUAUAAGUGUUAAACACACUUUUAAAAAUACAGGAAAGAGAAGCAUUAGUCGCCUCUCAGCGAUUUAAAGCUAUGAGGAGUAAAAGCCAGGAUAGGAGGUUACUCUUUUCGUUAUGAUGCUGUAAUUUCCUUCCUUAAAACCGCUUAAUGAACACGAUGUAUUCGGUAAUAAUUUCCCUGGCUUUUGUCUUACACGAUAACAAUCGUGAAGCUUGCACACUUUUCAUUCCGCGUGAUCACUGCCUUAGAAACAAUUCUCUUUUCUUCAUGAUCGUCCUCGUCUACUGAGGGCCUGGCAAAGGCUAAAACUUGUCCAUUAAUUGCUUUUUAAGAAAGGUUAACUCGGUCAAGCUGUAGAUCAUUAUUUUUAGAAGUGGGAAAUGCAAACAUUAUUUCUCUGAAAGGUGUUCGAAUCCAAUUAAAAUAGCAUCGAGAAGGACUAAAUUGGAUAAUGUUUUAACCAGAUCAUCCGAAUAUUCCUGCAUCCACUCUUCAUCCACUCUUCAUUACUAACUGAUAACUUCAGUAUCAUGUUCAUUAGGAGAUCAAAGGAAGCUUUGUGUUAUCGCACACGAACAGGUUCUUCAUGGGAAAUUAAAAUCCGUAUUUCAGCGUAGUGGCUAUCACCAGGCUUUCAAACGGAACUCACGCGCUCUCAUAUCUCACUACAUACUAUACAAAAUCGUCGUCUCUUGUGUUCUUUCCUCUUUCUCUUAAUCCAGUUUCUUUUUCAAUCCAGUUGUGACUUUGAUUUAUGGAUAAACACAUAAGAUAAUAUUUCUUUGGGUUUAUUUGACAUGUUAACGAUGUUUUUGAUAACUUCAUCUUCUCUCUCCGGAAGAAUUUAAUUAGCCUUACUCACUCAGAAAUAACUGUCCGUAUUUACUCUCUCUACGUGCUUCUCCAAGCAGCUUCUACACGUUAGCUUUUCUCAUUUUAUUCCGUUUUGAGCUUAAGUGGAUUUCAGUUCAAAUCAAAACGUGACAAGCUCAAAAAAAGCGUGAAGCACUGCAUUUAUCACUGUCUGACGAGAAAGCCUUGUGGUUAGGAUUAAAUUCAAACGUAGACAGGAAAAACGCAACAACUUUCUAAUAAUCUUAUCUUAAACACGCCAACUCAAGAGCAACAGAAUUGGUACAGUUUUCUAUUAGCAAUAUCAUGAACCUCUUAAGUCCUUGAACAGUGGGUUUUAAAGGCGAAAGCUAAAAUGCUAUUAGCAUGCAUUGUAGAGAAUUAGAGAAUAAAAGAUCAUGAAGUGAAAUACUUGAACCACUUAACAAACUAGACUGCGGAGAACCUUGGAAAUUUAGAGUAUGUGCAAAAAUGCACAGAUUCUCAUGCAAAUUAAGUCAUGAAGGCUUUUACGGAGAGUUGAAACUGAUUUGUCAAGCGACGAGAUGAUUGUCAAAUUCUGUAAAAUUCUGGUAAAAUUAUGGUCACUUUAGACAGAAAAUGACAGAAAAUCGUGCCAGUAGAGGAGUCAUUCAUGCUGGUUCGUCUGACAACAUGGGCGCCAUUUGUCUAAAAGUGGUUCUUUGACCCCAAGAGAUUACACUCACUGCAGAUUAUAAGGUGUAAAUGUUUUAGAAGUAGGCGGAGUUGCGUUCUUGAGGCACUCUUGGAUCGAAGUAUUAUUAUUUUCACCAAGACACGCAAUGAUUUUAUUAUCAAAGGUGUUGUUCAUUUUAGCUCAUUUUUCACACUCAGUGAACACUCUAUUUCGGGAAAGUGACUCAAUCAAGUCACAACUUGUCAAGUCUCAAAUGAAAGAAGGUUCUAAACUGUCACAUGCCUGUAAAUCUGGAACAGUGGGUCUCAAAAAAUGGUAGAAAUGUGGCCCGGAGGAUUGAUUUGCUUCCGAGAGUCACUCGUAUCGCUAAAUCGACACACAACUGGCCUUUGAGACCAAAUGUCUACUUCCACGUUCAUGGUUAAGAUCUUCAUUAGAUUUUAUCUCUUAUUAACUUGUGGAAAAACAAACAAGGCGAAAUAUGUUGGUAACUGCUGGAAUCUAUGAACUAAAUAAAGUAUAAAAGAGUUGAUCAGACAUCAAAACUAACUGACACUCUGGCUUAACCGAACAUGCACACCAUGAGCGCCAAAUAAGUUGAGCUGCUAAUUCUCAUGUUUGUACAGAUAACGUCACAGCAUUGUUUUCAUUCAUUUAAAAUGUUCCAUGCUCGCCCUCCCAUGAAUUAGUAAAAGAAACAUUUUUUGGAUAGUCGUUUCUCAGCGUUACUGAAGAUUAAUAAUUUUCGAAAAAGUUAUGCUCAUAAGCACAGCUUUAUGAUUAACAAGUAAGCUUAGCAGUUUUCACGAAAAGCGCCGUCGUGAUAUGUAAAGGAUCCAUUUGUAAGAGGUUAUAUUUUUUUUCCUUAAAAAUUGACCAUACUAAGGUUCUGCAUCGAGUGAAUGGACUGGGUUGUGUCGUGGUACUUAACGAAAUAAUUGACAUUAUGGAAAGUCUACUGGUUUUGCUGGCACGAACAAGUUAAGUUCUCUUGUGGGCUUUUCCUGUGCUCGCUCAACGAGGUCAUAGUGAGCUAUGGCGGAAAUUAGAAAGUAAACACAGGCUUAAGUACUUCAUUUAGCUUUUAUUAGGAGAAGGAUAUGUCUGGUUUUGGUGGGUAGAGGGAUCUUUGACUACAAUUCUUCAUGUGCUUGUCAUUCUGUAAUAAAUUCAUGAAAACAGUAACCUCGUUGAAUGCUUGAAAGAUUUUGGCACAAUUGGCUGUAUCUCAAAACUUUCAACCUGUUUACCUCUCGUAUUUAAAGCUUGAAUCCUCGAGAUUUUAUUGGCAAUUUAAAGCUCAUUCUUUGUUAAGCCAACCUUCAAUUCCUCAGUUUUUGAUGGCGAAAGGACCCAUCAGUAUUAUCUGCAUAGAGCUAAAACUUUCAAUGAUCAAAACAGUAGGCUUUUUACGACUGGCUAGCUAAACCCUCUAGGAGAAAACUAAUUUGCUGAGAAAACAAGAGGUGGAUCAUGAGUCCCGAUAAGGCCGCUAGAACCUUACUGGUUGGGGCAAUUCACGAAAGACCGCGACCACAGAGGUGCCGAGGCAUUACAGUUGGUUCUUUACUAUAGAGGCUGCUGUAUCUGGUUAUGCGCAUGUACUGACCAAAAGGGUGAAUGGCUUAAGACGAUUAUUAUAACGCUUCAAAUAGUGGCUUUUCAUUAAACGAUUUAGAGGUCUACAGCCUUACUGCUGGUAAAGAUGAAAUAUGAUUAUUUGAGACUUUGGUAUAAAUAACACUGCACGCAACUCUCAUCUAUAACUCGCCUACAUAUUGAUCAACUAGUUAUAUUAACUCAAUCGAUAAUGGUAGGCUGUAAUAAUUUGUUCGUUUUCUCAUAGAAUCUGGGAUUAAAGAAACAGAAGGUGAUACAGAUUCCUCAGCUGCUACCAAGAUAAAAGCGUCAAACAAGAAAAAGAGACGUGUUUUAUUUUCAAAGGCUCAAGUGUACCAAUUAGAAAGCAGAUUUCGCGUUCAAAAGUAUCUUUCGGCUGUUGAAAGAGAUCAGUUGGCUAGAAUGAUCAACCUGACACCCUCACAGGUGAAAAUUUGGUUUCAGAACCAUCGAUACAAGAGUCGUCAGCAGAUUAAGCAUGAUGGACAGUUCGAGGACGACCCCAAGGUUCCAUGCGGGGGACAUUACCAUCCGGCAGAGGUACCGUGCUUACAGCCAUGCCCGUAUUACGAGCCUAGGGACACAAUCAAUUCAUUCUCCUCGGCUUUCAUGCCUUGGUCUUCAGUAUGUCCAGCCUCUUCGCUGGCUCCAAUAAACACUUUCUCGUUCUCACCACCUCCCGGUCAACAUUUCGUACGCUAUCCUUCGUGCCAAUAUGAAAGCCAAAGACAACCGCUGUAUCCUCCAGUUUUUUAUUAAUUUUAUCUUGUUCGGGGGCUCUCCAUGAGAAAUCCACGGUUUUCGAAAUCACCCUGCAUCAUUUUGGAGGAUAGUAUUCAUCCAUUCAAAAUUUUUUUCCGAGUAUUUCAGCAUUGGUUGAGUUGAGACUAGGAGACAGUUACUUUGUUGGGUUGCUCUUUCAUGGGAACAUUCUGGCAUCCUUUUAAAUCACACUGUGAUAACUUACUCUUCAUGAACGUUUAUGAAAUGUUGUUGCGUUUUACAAGGAAAAUGCUUAGCUUUGCAUUGACAAGUCUAAAAUGUCAAGGUAACAUACUAUGCGCUACUCUCCUGCAAUGUUCAGUUACCACCUUAAAAUUUAUUGUAAUAUAACUCUUGCCUUGUUUGUUUGUUUGUUUUUUGAGAGCUAAAACCUUUUUAUGACACAUGGAGUUUGUACUCUAUUUAUUCUCGGUUCAUUUACAAUUGAUCAUGAACGAAGCUUGUUACGCAAUUUCGCUUAAUUGACAGAAGAAUGUUCAUACAUCUGACUGCUCUGUAAAUAAUCACUGAAAAUAAAUCUUCACCUAAAAAUGCAAUAUUGCGUGUUAAUUGUUUCAUAGCUUUCGUAGGGUCGUUGAGCCAAUCACACCCGGAAAUUUGCUUUUCAGUAAAGUUAGACAAGAAC